This is a messenger RNA of Prunus avium (sweet cherry), 475 nucleotides long. Lineage: Eukaryota; Viridiplantae; Streptophyta; Magnoliopsida; Rosales; Rosaceae. The record is from RefSeq and is a predicted model, not a curated record.
GCCUUUCUUGUUGGGAAAGAUUUUGGAGCUUUGCCUGCAUACCUAGUAGCUGCUCUCCACCCAGAGCGGGUAUCCGGCGUCAUAACCCUAGGUAUUCCUUUCAUCCAACCAGGCCCCUCUGCUGUCCAAAAUCAUCUCCUCCCUGAAGGCUUCUACAUAUCAAGGUGGCAGGAGCCGGUGGGGCGCGCAGAAGCAGAUUUCAGCCGCUUUGAUGUUAAGACGGUGAUAAGGAACAUCUACAUUCUGUUCUCUAGAAGUGAGAUUCCAAUAGCUGCUGCUGAUCAAGAAAUCAUGGAUUUGUUUGACCCUGCAACUCCUCUACCACCAUGGUUUUCUGAGGAAGAUCUCUCAGUCUAUGCAUCUUUGUAUGAGAAAUCUGGAUUCCGUUAUCCUUUGCGAGUUCCUUACAGAACUUUGGCAGUAGAUUGCGGUUUAACUGAUCCAAAAGUCUCAGCUCCAUCACUGCUUAUCGUGG